AAAGAGAGGCCCAGAGAGGUUACCUGGCUCAUCUCGGGUCACACCUACAGUGUUAGUGAAUAUCUGUUCAGAGAAUGACUCUUGUGCACGACCCAGCAAUUGGCAAUCCUAGAUCUGUCUGCAAGAGAAUUGAAAACAUCCCCACAAAAACUAGGACAUGAAUGUUCAUGGCAGCAUUAUUCAUUCAAAAUGGCCCAAAAUGGAGUCAAACAGAACGUCCACCCGAUGAUGAAUGGACAAACAAAAUGUGGCAUAUCUAUACGGGAAUUAAUCUGAUAGCACAUAUUGAUGGCUGUAGAGAAGUCAUCACUCUCACUGGAUUCCAGUGAGAGUGAGUCUGAGGAGUUGCCAACAUUUGCCUUUCUGAAGAAGGAACCGUCUUCAACAAAGAGGAGGCAGCCUCAGAAGGAGGAGAAGAUUGUAGUGGUUGACAUCUCAGAUUCUGAGGCCUCCUGUCCUCCAUCACCAAAAUUGAGAGAUCCACCACCUGUUCCAGAGACAGCUGAAACUGUCACACGAACAGAGCCAGUCAGGGUGCUAAGCAGUGGAAGUGAGGAUGAGGAAGAAUUUGCUCCCCUUGCUGAGAGACUUACUUGUAAGUUUUUGACCCACAAGCAGCUGAGCCCUGAGGACUCCAGCUCCCCAGUUAAAAGGGUUUUAGAUCAUCAAAAUAAUGAAGGAGCAUCACGUGACUGGCAAAACCAGCCCUUCACAAAGAUCCGUGAUAUUCCUCUCUGUGACACCUCAGAGAGGUGUGCGUCGAGUAGCAAGGACCCUGUGGUAGACAGUCCAAGCCAUCAGUCGCCAGCCUACCCAACUACCUGCUCUGUCCAGAGCAACGGCGUGACAGUAACUAAAACAAAUGCUGAGGUACCCCCGCCUCAGAAGAGAACCAAGCAUCAUCAGAAGGUCCAGAGGAGAGGCUCACAGGGACGCCAGCAGCGGGGGCAAGCAGGCCAGAAGGAAAGCACCCAGAGGCAAGAGGAAAGGAAGAAGAAGGCAGCCCUGGUUAACAGGCUGAAAGCUCAGAGGCCAGAGGAAUGCUUGAAGCAUAUCGUUGUGCUGCUGGAUCCAGUGCUCUUACAGAUGGAAGGUGGGGGCCAGCUCCUCGGAGCACUCCAGUCCAUGGAGUGCUGCUGUGUGAUUGAGGCGCCGGCCGUGCCUUGCAGCAUCACGUGGAGGAGAAGGGCUGGGUCCACUGAGGAUGGAGAGGAGGACUGGGUGGAGGAGCCGAUGGUUCUGGUGCUGCUCCUGGCAGAGGCGUUUGUGUCCAUGAUCUACAACUUCAAGCAGGGGAGUCUGGGCAGCACCAAGGAAGGGAAGGAAACGCUUCGGAGCUUUGUAACUGACAUCACAGCAAGGACAGCUGGGAAAGCUCUGUCACUGGUGAUUGUGGAUCCGGAGAAAUGCUUCAGGGCUCCGAAUCCUCCAAGGAGAAGGAAACAGGGGGUGGCAAAUGGAGAACAGGCCAAGGAGAAGGAGAAGCAGAGACAACCAGAGGCCAGCACAGCGGCUGUGGUGACCAGGGUAGACAUGGAAGAGGCAUUGGUAGAUCUGCAGCUACACACAGAAGCCCAGGCUCGAAUCGUGCAGAGCUGGAAGGAGCUGGCCGACUUGGCGUGCGCAUUCACAAAGGCUGUGGCCGAGGCGCCCUUCAAGAAGCUCCGAGAUCAAGCUAGUUUCUCCUUCUGCCCGGAGAGUGACUGGGCUGGAGGGGUAAAGGUGGACCGCUCUGGCAGGGGGCUUGCAGUGGUCUGGAGGAGACAGAUUCAGCAGCUGAACCGAGUCAGCCUGGAAAUGGCCAGUGCCGUUGUGGACGCCUACCCCUCCCCACAGCUCCUGAUCCAGGCUUAUGAGCGGUGUUUUUCUGAGCAAGAACGCCAGAAUUUGCUUGCAGACAUACAGGUGCGCCGUGGGGAAGGUGUGACAGCCACCUCCCGCCGUCUUGGACCAGAGCUCUCCAGGCGUAUCUACCUUCAGAUGACCGCUUUGCAGCCAGAUCUCUCUUUAGACAGUGCAGACUGAUGCCAGCCCUCAGGGACAGGGAUGAAAAGCUGAUUUCCACCCCAGCCCCCCGACCUCAGAGCAUGACUACAGUGCAGGGAUCAGAAGCACCUCCUGCAGCACAGCCUGGGUCCUGCCCACAAUGCUUUCCUGGGCAUUGCUGUUUGCGAUAGUGUCCCUACCUGUCAGCUUGGGGCAGAGGCUGAGAUGCUCACAUUUGCCUUCCUCUCCCAGCAAGUCAACUGCCACGUACAAACCACCCCGACCCCUGCCCCAGCCAGCCCUCAAAAUACAAAGGAACAAAGACAGACCACUCAGACACGUAUUUAAUAACUGUAAAAAUCCAAAAGAACCUCAGCGUCAAAUCUUGAGGUCACAAGUGAACUGCCCUCGGCGGGCUGCUUGACAAGGCUGGACGUGCUCCCGCCUUCCUCCCGUCCACGGAAGCUGCCUCAAGCAGCCAAGGGACGGGGGAGGUCUGAUCAUUAUGCUGACUUCUGUAUUCUCUUAAUCUCAUUUUAUGUACUAUGUGUUUAGUUUCAAUAAAGCAUUUGUACCAAUGGCUCUGGAGCUUGGAGGAAGACUAAA
Molecule: messenger RNA, 2592 nt
Organism: Lagenorhynchus albirostris (white-beaked dolphin)
Lineage: Eukaryota; Metazoa; Chordata; Mammalia; Artiodactyla; Delphinidae
Gene: EME1
Product: essential meiotic structure-specific endonuclease 1
Exons: 9
Coding region: 289-2025 (578 amino acids)
Biological process (GO): mitotic intra-S DNA damage checkpoint signaling; double-strand break repair; resolution of meiotic recombination intermediates
Cellular component (GO): nucleus; Holliday junction resolvase complex
Molecular function (GO): DNA binding; nuclease activity
Source: RefSeq, a predicted model, not a curated record